CCAAAAAAUUAAAACUAGGAUUUUAUUUUUAUAUUUUGUUUUAUUUCAGAUUCCACCAUAAACAAAAUAAUGUAGAAAAACACAAAUUUAAAAUAAUAAUAAAAAAUCGUUUUCAUUGGAAUUCAUUUCGGCUGUUGGAUCCUAUAAAACAGCGAUCUCACCGGUUUAGACUCUAAUCUGAGCCUUUUUCUUCUCUCUCACACACACCCUGCUUCUCUCUCUAAACUCGCUCUAAGCACUUUCAGAAAAUCCCUUCAUCCUCUGUUGUUGCCUGAGGGAUUUCUAGAUUGGGAAUCUGCGGAGAAAGAGCUUUUCAGAUUCUGAGAAUAGAAAGCUUCUGCUGGUGGGAAACUGUUCUUCCGUGCUCCUACGCCUGUACCGCAGAACCGGAAUCCGUCCAUCUCUUUCCUUUUCAGAUUUUCCAUUUCCAGGAACAGCGUUUGGACAAUGCCAAAGGAGAGGAGCUGAGGGAGGUGAGAAGGUAGAAAUCCAUCGCCAUGGAUCAAAGCUGCAUUUUCCCGGCUGUCAAAUACUCCGAGCAUCGGACUGUGACGAAAAAGCUGGCAAAGCCAUCGGCGAGGCUGAGGAACUCUUCUGGCUCCUGGAAUCUGACAGAUUCCGCCGGAUGUCCGAGAGUUGUUCGAAUUUCCGUCACGGAUGCCGACGCGACGGACUCCUCCAGCGACGAGGAGGCGAUUUUCGGCCGGCAGCGCGUCAAGCGAUACGUUAACGAGAUAAGCAUCCAGGCCUGUUCGAGAGAUAACGGAGGAAACGGUAACGGCGUGUGGAGGAGCAGAUCUGUUAGGAACGGGCGGGAGAAGCCGUCGACGACGCCGGAUUUGCAGGCCGAGAAGAAGUUCCGCGGCGUACGGAGGCGGCCGUGGGGGAAAUGGGCAGCGGAGAUCCGCGACCCGUCUCGGCGUGUGCGGCUCUGGUUAGGAACGUACGACACGGCCGAGGAGGCCGCGAAGGUCUACGACAGCGCCGCGAUUCAGCUGCGAGGGCCAGACGCCAUGACGAACUUCUCCGCAUCUCCGGCGAAAUCCAAGCCGAAAAUCGAUCUGACGACGUUUUCCGGCGAAGAUUCAAGCGACGAGUGUCAGAAUAUCAACUCUCCCACCUCGGUUCUCCGCUUUUGCUCUUCCUCGAUCGAAGAAACCGAUUGUGGUAACCGGCAACAACCGGUCAAAGAAGCAAGCGAAGCGCCGAGUUUACCGAGUAAUUCCGCCGAGUUUUUGCCGUUGGAUACGCCGUUCCUGAACGAUGAUUUCUGGGAGUUCGAGAACCCGUUACCGGGAUUUUUCAAGGACGUGUCACAGAAAAGCUUCCUUCAAGAAGAUAUCAGUGAUAUCUUUCUCGGAACGGGCGAGGAUUUCGGGGCGCAGUCGUGGCACGUUGACGAUUAUUUCCAAGAUAUCGGCGAUUUAUUCUCGUCGGAUCCCCUCCCAUCUUUCUAAGACCCGAGGAUUCCCUCUGCCGGCCUGCCGAUUUCUCGGCAGAUUUUGUAACGGCGGGAAAAGAUAGAGCCGCCAUCUUUCACUAUUUCGUUUUUUUUUAUCGUUUUCAAAAAAUCUCUCCGUUACAGUUAACGGCGAAUGGAGAGAGUGAGUGCUGUUUCGGACUCUUUUAAUUAUUAGUUUUUUCAUGUAUUUUAUUUACUAGAAUGCUGAGGCGAUUCGCGCGAGGAGAAUUAAAA
This is a messenger RNA of Magnolia sinica, 1696 nucleotides long. RefSeq names its product ethylene-responsive transcription factor CRF2-like. The transcript has 2 exons. The coding region runs from base 498 to 1457 and encodes 319 amino acids. Gene Ontology annotation, molecular function: DNA-binding transcription factor activity; DNA binding. The record is from RefSeq and is a predicted model, not a curated record. Lineage: Eukaryota; Viridiplantae; Streptophyta; Magnoliopsida; Magnoliales; Magnoliaceae. Gene Ontology annotation, biological process: regulation of DNA-templated transcription.